Messenger RNA from Talaromyces proteolyticus, 1565 nucleotides. Its product is annotated as dihydrodipicolinate synthetase family protein. The transcript has a single exon. Gene Ontology annotation, molecular function: 4-hydroxy-tetrahydrodipicolinate synthase activity. Bases 362 to 1282 code for a protein of 306 amino acids. Lineage: Eukaryota; Fungi; Ascomycota; Eurotiomycetes; Eurotiales; Trichocomaceae. The record is from RefSeq and is a predicted model, not a curated record.
ACAACCUCGACGUGGGGGUGGAGACUGGUCCAGCCGCGGGGUAGGUGGGAUGUACCUGUCGCUCCCACGCCAUUUAAUAAUGGUUCAAGUAUAAUUGGCAAGGCGAUAAUAGCGCGUUCUGUACAUUUUGCCUACGUGGGGGGACAGCUGACCCUCUAUUUUAUCUGUCUUGAAUUAGGUGGAGCAUGGUCUAUUAGCUAGUUAUUGCUACAAUACUCUUCUCGGACUUCCUCCUUACUUCGCCCUGUUCGCCGUUUUACGCUUUUCUUCUUCUCACGUCUAACUAUCAACUUUCACCUCUCACCAUUCGAUUUUCUGUGAACAUAUUCAAAACAGAAAAGCUAAAGACAAUCUUGUAAAUAUGGCUCCCAGACCUCUCACAGGUGGGGUUUACGUCCCGACGGUAGCUUUCUUCCUGCCCAAUGAAGAAGUCGACGUGGCUACUGUUGAAAAGCACGCUGUUUACCUCGCUAAGGCCGGCGUUGCUGGUAUCGUCGUACAAGGAAGCAAUGGUGAAGCCGUGCAUCUCGACCGGGAAGAGCGAAAACUCAUCGCGCGCGCUACACGCAAGGCUCUCGAUGCUAACGGAUUCGAUAAAGUGCCUGUCAUCGUCGGGACUGGCGCUCAGUCAACACGCGAAACUAUCCUCUACUCUAAGGAUGCCGCCGAAGCGGGUGCGGACUACGUGAUCGCCCUGCCACCGUCGUACUACAAGGGUCAAGAUACAGUGCAAUCGCGACGAGCCUACUUCACUGAUGUAGCCGAUGCCUCGCCCGUCCCUGUCCUGAUUUACAACUACCCCGGUGCCGCCAAUGGCGUUGAUCUCACCUCGGAUGACAUUAUUGCUCUAGCUCAACACCCCAAUAUUAUCGGUACCAAGUUGACGUGCGCAAACACUGGCAAGCUCGCUCGUAUUGCUGCCGCCGUGAAACCCGGCUUCUUUACGUUUGGUGGUUCCUCCGACUUUACGCUCCCAACGCUGGUCGCUGGAGGCCAGGGAGUUAUUGCCGGUGUGGCCAACGUGAUUCCUCGUGCUUCUGUCGAGGUCUAUAAGCUCUACACCGCCGGCAAGGUUGCUGAAGCCCAGAAGCUGCAGUCCGUCGUCGCCCGGGCUGACUGGGUUACCAUUCAGGGUGGAUUCCCUGCCGUCAAGGCAGCUCUGCAGGCAUUCAACGGAUACGGAGGUGUGCCUCGCCGACCAACGCCUGCGGCUGACGUCGCUGCGACCAAAGAGGCUUUCGAGGAGGGUUGGUCCGUUGAGACCUCCCUGGCGAAGAAUUAGUUGCAUAUCUCUGUCGUUAAUUGAAUUCCGAAUCAUAGAUAUCCAAUGAACAAUUUCCGUGUUCAAUCUCAUCAUCCAUACCAUUAACCCCUCAAUCACGGCCUUUUUCCCGAACAGCAUUAAUUUCCUGGUACCCCGCGAAAUAGUAGACUCCCCACGCUAGGCGACGACUACGCCGUUUAACAGCCUGAAUUGUUGGAAUUUGUGAGAGAAAUGUGGGGGUCUCCCACGCUCUUCGAAGGAUAACCCCCCGCCCCCGCAUGGCUCGGCGGAUGGCCGCAUG